CACACACACACACACACACACACACAGCCAGCAGAACGGAUGCAUUUGUGUUAUGUUAAAUUCACUCAGAAACAAAACAAACAAGCUGAAAUGCUGAAAAGUUUCAUUUUUCAAGAGCAGCAGAUCACACUGUGAACCGCGAAAGGAUGUGUCCUGUCUGGAAGCUUCUCCUUCUAACAGUCAUCUUGAGUUUACACAGUUCACUGACAACAACAGAAGAGCUCAUAACCAUAACAGAGAAAACUGCCACAAGAGAGGAGGGAUCAUGCAUCACCAUCAACUGCACAUACAAAGAUCAGGAAGACAUGCAGCUGCUCUGGUUUAAGGAUCCUCAGUGGAAUGAAACUGGAAGCAAGUUUAAUGGGAUCAUUGUAUAUAGUAACACAAAAGAUCGUCCACAGAGUCCUCAGUACUCCAGCAGAGUGGAAUACCAGGGGGGUAUUAAGUACAGGUCAUAUUCAGCCUCAUGCACAUUAAGAAUAAAGGAUCUGCAAAUGAGUGACAGUGGAAACUACAGCUUCAGGUUCAUAAAGGGAAAGGACAAAUAUAUGAGUAAACCAUUGCAUCUCACAAUAAACCCCAAUCCUUGCAAGGUUCACCUUCAAUAUCCACAGAAAGACACUUUCAUAGAAAGUGACACAGUGACUCUUCAGUGCUCAACAUCAGCCCAGUGUCAGUCUUACGCUGAAUGGCAAAGUUACAGCUCAGCUAAUGUCUCAGAGCCUACCAGCGAGGAUGAAGGUCAGGACAAGGUCAGUGAGCUGCAGUUGAAAGUGACCUGGAUGGAUGAUGGAAGAACUUUGUCAUGUCGUCCACCAGGAAGCACAGACGACUGUCAGGCCAGGAAGGUCACUCUGGCUGUGGAAUAUGCACCCAGAGAAACCAAGAUAGUGGUGAGCUCUGAGGAUGUGAAAGAAGGAGAAACUGUCACCCUCUGCUGUUCCAACAAGGCACGUCCUAAUGCUUCCUACAUGUGGUAUAAAGAUGGGAAAAAUGUAUUUUCCCAGUCUACAGAAAAUUAUAUACUGAAUGAUGUAAAGCCAGAAGACAGUGGAGAAUACCGCUGUCAGGCCUCAAACCAUCACGGGAAAAACAAUUCUACUGUCAGGAUGUUAAAUGUUAAAUAUGCUCCUAAAGGUGUUGAAGUCAAGGUGGAACCCCGUGAUGUUAAUAAAGGAGAUGAAGUCAGACUGACAUGCUCGGUACAGAAGAGCAAUCCAGAAGUUCCACAAAACUCCUACAGAUGGUACAAAGAUAAUUCAGAGCUUCCGGAACACGGAAAGGAAUUACAUAUCCCAAGUGCAACAUCAAAUAAUACCGGAUGGUAUCACUGUCGGGCCAAUAAUGGCAUCAGAUCUACAGAUUCUAAUCCAAUUGAGAUAUCUGUGAAGUAUGCUCCAGAAGGCACUUCCAUUCAAGGCCCUUCUGAAAUAAAGCUGGGUUCAGCUCUUCACCUCCGCUGUUUCUCUAACGCCAAUCCUGAGGCUGAUCGUUAUUCCUGGUAUUAUAAAUCAGAAGACAAGCUGGAGUAUGUUGUUCUUUCACACAUGACUCCACACAAGGAGCAUCAGAUUGAGAAAGUGGCUCUUGGAAAUUCCGGACGGUAUAUGUGUAGUUCCAGGAAUGUUAUUGGUGCAGGAUUAAACUCCACUGGAUUCAAAGUUUACAUACUUUAUCCCCCAAGGCAACUUAAUCUGAUCAUGGCACCUGUUGUAAGAGAGACUGAAGUGCUUAACAUCUAUUGCACUGUAGAAAGCUAUCCUGAGGCAAAAAUGACACUGAGCAGAACUUCUCUCACAAACCCAUCCAUAAAGACAGAAAUGGUAGUGAGUAAAUCAUCCAACAAGCUCACUUUCUCUGGUAAUGUGUCUGAUUCAUAUGCGGGUGAGUACACCUGCACAGCAGAAAACUCAGAGGGAAAAAACUACACAACACAGGAGCUGACGGUUUUGUAUGCUCCUAAAGAUGUUGAGGUACUGGUACAUCCAAGUGAGGAGCUGAAAGAGGGAACUGAACUAAAACUCACAUGUACAGCUCGUUCUAAACCCAGUGUCUCCAAGUACACAUGGAAAAAAUCAUUGGGGACAGACACAAAGAUAAUAGGAGAGAAACAUAUACUGACCAUGCAUGCACUUGUGGUGUCUGAUGCUGGAAAUUAUUACUGCACUGCCAGCAAUGUCCUUGGCAUAAAUCAAUCUGCAUCAGUACAGAUCAGAGUCAAAUAUCGCCCACACAUUACAAUUAUCCAUAACCUGACCUCCUUGGGUCUGUGGGACAGGGAGGCCCCAGUCCAGCUGGCCUGUAAAGCAGACUGUUAUCCAGCAGCCACAGACUACAAAUGGUACAGGAAGGAUGGCAAAACAGACAUAACAGUGGCAAUUGGUCAGAACUACACUGUUCAACCACAAGACCCAGGAAUCUACUUCUGCAAAGCCAAAAAUGAAAUGGGAGAAUCUACAUCUGAGCCAGCUGAACUAUUUGGGUUCUUUCAUCAAAUACUUCCAAAGAUCCUGAUUUCUAUAUUUCUCAUCUGCAUUCUGAUUGGUGUCAUAAUUCUAGUGCACAGAAUCUUCAUGAGAAAGAGAUCAUCAGAUGGAGCAGUAAGCCAGUCACGGUUAUUUGCUGUUAUCCCUUCUCGGUCUUCUACAGUAUCAAAUUUCUUCUUAGGCUCAUGGAACCACACUAGAGAGAACUUGAUGAUAGAGGACGAGAUGGAUUCUUGGCACCACUCAGGCAACCAGUCAGCUGCUACAGCACACUCUGAUAGUUCAACAGACAGACACAACCUAGCAGGAAGGCCAGUUGCCAACAUUCAUACAGUGUAUGAUGCUGUAAAGCUUCCACAAGCCAUACAGAAGGAUUCAACAGCGUCCACUGUAAACUAUGCUAAUUUGCAGAUCAAGGAUCCAACUAAAAGCAGUGAUGGAGAGAGAGCUGUAUAUGCUGUAGUUUCAAAAAAUAAGCAAAACACAAAGGUGGUGCAGGGUGGUAAUGAAGAUUAUGAAAACAUAUCUGGUGUUAAUGCUGCAAGGCCUGAUUUUUCCAACAUUAUCUGGGACUCAAGCAGUAGUGAAGAGGAAGAGGAACUGAAUUACACCCAAGUCACUGUCACUGGAACACCACUGCAUAAACCCCGGCACAGAGGAAAUGAUUCCAGUUCUGAUGAAGAAUAUCGGACUGAAUAUUCUCAAGUCAAAAUGUAAUAUUAAAUGAGCAUUAAUUAUGUUUAUGCCUCACUUUUCUUGUAUAGUAUGCACAUGAUUCCUAUACUAUGAACAUGAUUGAGUUCUGUAGGUGUUGAUCUACUCAUGAGCAGAAUUGGGGGAAGAGAAGAUCUCAGGGGAAAAUUGCUUUCAUUGCUUUUCUUUUAACACAGUUGUUUUGCAGAUGUGCUGUGUGUGAUAUUGUAAUGUUUAUAGCUGUUAGGUGGGAUUCACCGAAAUGAAAUGAAAUCUGUGUUAAAUAAAACAAUAUACUCAAA
This is a messenger RNA of Pygocentrus nattereri (red-bellied piranha), 3481 nucleotides long. RefSeq lists its product as uncharacterized. The transcript has 16 exons. Lineage: Eukaryota; Metazoa; Chordata; Actinopteri; Characiformes; Serrasalmidae. The record is from RefSeq and is a predicted model, not a curated record. The coding region runs from base 147 to 3203 and encodes 1018 amino acids.